Molecule: messenger RNA, 3059 nt
Organism: Mandrillus leucophaeus (drill)
Lineage: Eukaryota; Metazoa; Chordata; Mammalia; Primates; Cercopithecidae
Gene: GABPB1
Product: GA binding protein transcription factor, beta subunit 1
Exons: 9
Coding region: 425-1612 (395 amino acids)
Biological process (GO): positive regulation of transcription by RNA polymerase II
Cellular component (GO): nucleus
Molecular function (GO): transcription cis-regulatory region binding; protein binding
Source: RefSeq, a predicted model, not a curated record
GCUUUCUUUGUGUGGCUGAAGCGCUAGAAAUGGCAUAUUUUCAUCCCUUUCGUUAAGAAAUCAGACUCUCUUUCCCCUCUCUCCCGGUGGGAACAGAGUCAGGGAGUGGGUAGGAGCGGGAUCUGCCGAUGAGUGCAGAGGCGGAAAAUCCUCGGGCGAGCAGCUGACGAGGGCCGGGUCCGGGAGGGAUGCUGGGAGCUUGACUCACUCGCACACCAUGUGUCCCUCCGCGCGCAGCACGGGGGACUUUUCGGUGGGGAUUUUGGGCGCCGACCAGACGCGGCAUUUUCGGAAAAUAGCGCCCUGUGCUGCUGAAGCGCUUUGUGUGUAGCGGGGCCGCGUCAGCCCGGCCGGGUACGAGGCGCCUCGGGUCCCCGCACCACCUCCUGCUGCCUUCCCGUCGCCGCUCCCGAAGCUUUUCCAGAUGUCCCUGGUAGAUUUGGGAAAGAAGCUUUUAGAAGCGGCACGAGCAGGUCAAGAUGAUGAAGUUCGUAUUUUGAUGGCAAAUGGAGCUCCUUUUACUACAGACUGGUUGGGAACUUCUCCACUUCAUCUAGCAGCACAGUAUGGUCAUUAUUCCACCACAGAGGUACUGCUCCGAGCUGGUGUAAGCAGAGAUGCCAGAACCAAAGUGGACCGAACACCAUUACAUAUGGCAGCUUCUGAGGGCCAUGCCAGCAUAGUAGAGGUUUUACUUAAGCAUGGUGCUGAUGUCAAUGCAAAGGACAUGUUAAAGAUGACAGCUCUCCAUUGGGCCACGGAACACAAUCAUCAAGAGGUGGUGGAACUUUUAAUCAAAUAUGGUGCUGAUGUACACACGCAAAGUAAAUUUUGUAAAACUGCAUUUGAUAUUUCAAUAGACAAUGGAAAUGAAGAUUUAGCAGAGAUAUUACAGAUUGCUAUGCAGAACCAAAUCAACACAAACCCAGAGAGUCCUGACACUGUGACAAUACAUGCUGCAACACCACAGUUUAUCAUUGGACCUGGAGGGGUGGUGAACCUAACAGGUCUGGUAUCUUCAGAAAAUUCAUCCAAGGCAACAGAUGAAACGGGUGUAUCUGCUGUUCAGUUUGGAAACUCUUCUACAUCAGUAUUAGCUACAUUAGCUGCCUUAGCUGAAGCAUCUGCUCCAUUGUCCAAUUCUUCAGAAACUCCAGUAGUGGCCACGGAGGAAGUAGUUACUGCAGAAUCUGUGGAUGGUGCCAUUCAGCAAGUAGUUAGUUCAGGGGGUCAGCAAGUCAUCACAAUAGUUACAGAUGGAAUUCAGCUUGGAAAUUUGCACUCUAUUCCAACCAGUGGAAUUGGUCAACCCAUCAUUGUGACCAUGCCAGAUGGACAACAAGUAUUAACAGUACCAGCAACAGACAUUGCUGAAGAAACUGUUAUAAGUGAAGAACCACCAGCUAAGAGACAAUGUAUCGAAAUAAUUGAAAACCGGGUGGAAUCUGCAGAAAUAGAAGAGAGAGAAGCUCUUCAGAAACAGCUGGAUGAAGCAAAUCGAGAAGCACAAAAAUAUCGACAGCAGCUCCUAAAGAAAGAACAGGAAGCAGAGGCCUACAGACAGAAGUUGGAAGCUAUGACUCGUCUUCAGACUAAUAAAGAAGCUGUUUAAUUGAAACGAACAUGUAGUUUGAUUUUACUUUUGGUCAAGAAAGAAUACAGUCUUGAACUGUACACAACAAAGGUACAGCCAUGGGAAUACAGAAUGAUAGAAGAGACUACAGAUUGAUAAUUGGACUUAAGCCAUGAGCUCUGAAUUCUUGUAACAUAAAACUUUACUUUAGAAGUUGUGAAAUGUAUUUAAAACUGAAUUCUGUAAAUAGUUUUUGUUUUUUUUUUUUACAGUUCCAAAUGAGUUGAUAAAGAUUGUUGAAGAGAUCCAAAACCACAAUAAGCCACUGUUUUUGUGAAUUCUUUUUGAUUUUAGUACAAACCUUAAUUUCUCAGAAACAGAACAGUUUUAAGGGUGAUCGUUGCUGGUUAGAGCAAAUGUUGUGUAAUAAUUAUGGUGGACUGAUGCUGGAAUUACUCCUAUAGGUAUAAACCUCUAUACAGAGAGAAGAUUUCUCCCAGGAAAUCUUUGUACAGCUUUAAGUUGUGUCAGAUUCUCUGAAAACAUUUUUUAGAAAGCAAAAUUUUUAUAUUUGUUCAAUUUCAGCUAUACCCAAGUAGAUUUACAUGUAUAUGAAGCAAAUAUUUUUUAAAAUUUCUGUUUGUACAUAUUCUGCAUGUUUUAUAAUUUCAAAAUGCAUCACUUACAUAGGUAUUUCUCCCACAGAAAUGAUGAAAGUGACCAGGAAAAAAAAAAGCAAAACCCCUUUACUCUAUAGGUCAUUGAAACUAAGUAAGCUAGCAGCUGGUUUUAUUGGAAUGACAAUGUUCUCGGAAGGAGCAGCCUACAAGAUAACUUGAAUUUGCCAAUUCUGCAAAAUCUGUGCUUUUUCGAAAAUUUAAUAGUGGGGACGUGAAACUGUAUUCUGUGCCUUCCAUCAUGAUUUCCACAUGAAAGCACUUUAAGGCACUGGAUUUUAAGAUAAUGUUUUUGGAAAACUCAAUGUAUAUGGGUUUCUGAAAUAUUUUAUGGACUUAUUUCUCCCCAGGAAAUUAUUCUUAUGGAAAAAAAUUGCUUUUGUAUGUAGAACAGGAACUUUUUGUACUACAGUGAUGCAAUAGACAUGUCUAAUGUAACUUCUACUCUUCCCUUUGAAAGCUCAGUGUCUGUGCUGUGACUUGCCCUCAUCACAGUAUUGUUGAAUUCCACAAUGUAUGGACAUUAAACACUGGCAGACUGUUCACUUUUUCUUUUUUUUUUUUUUGGUAAAACAUUACUUCAAACCCCUUUUUCUUGCUUUAUUUUUCAAUGUUUUAUUGCUUUAUGAACUGUUUAACCCUAACAUCCCUCUAGGUUAUCUAUACUGUAUAAAAAAGCAAUUACCCUUAAAACUGUACUCUGGCCUACUUUUCUAUUUUGCAAUUAAAUAUCUUUUUCACAUAUGUUCAUUGUAGACUUAUGUUUUUAUCACAUCUUAUUAACACAUUAAAAAUGUUAUCCUACUGCA